AUGUUUUUCAAGCCGUUGGAUCUGACCACGGCAUUGAGACCAUUGCUCUUGCCAGACGAGACUCUCCUCUUUGUUCAAGAUGCGGUUGGACUAUAUGAGGGAAAGUACAAGAUUUCCAAUUUCCAAGACGGCCAUGCCUAUCUGACAUCCCACCGAGUGUGCUAUGUGGCUGCUGAUGAGCCUCGGAAGUACUCUGUUGGUAUUGAUCUAAAAGAUAUCGAUCGAGCCGAAUACCAGGCCGGCUUUCUCAAAUCCUCCCCAAAAAUUAAUAUAUAUUCAAAGCUGCCCAAGGGAAAGACCGACAAGGCCCGAAGCGCAACUUCCAGUCCUGCUGUAUCACAACAAGCCACUCUCCAUCCAGCUCAACCGCUCUCUCCUCGCCCCCAAAGCGCCAUACCGCAACAGUCCCAGUCACCAAAGCCAGUCAAUGCAACAUGGAUCUGUCCCAUAUGCUCAUUUUCCAACCCUGUUCCUUCAAAUUUUGACCCUGCCACAGCCACCUCGGGGACUCAUUUGCCACCUUGUCUGGCAUGCGGUAUCAAGCCGCCCUUCACGACCGUACUCAAAGCUGCAAUCAGCGCGGUGACGAGCAAAGAAUCACAGUCAUCGGGUUCAAAUACACUGCCCACAGAAUAUCGGAUCCCACAAAAUAAUGGAAGUGGACAAGUUCCAGCGAAGGGACCCGGUGGAGCGGUGCCAUGCCCUCGAUGCACAUUUGUGAACCACCCGUCCUUGAUAGAGUGCGAGAUGUGUGGUGCGCCAUUGGCAUCAAUCAGUCUGUCAGUCCCUGGUGGUGACAGUAGCCGUGCUGAUUCCCCCGCUCCAUUCUUCAACCAUGCUCAUAUCACCAACACAGAAGUGACGGAUAAUAUCAAGCUUUCUUUCCGAGAUGGCGGGGAGAAGACUUUCCUUGAGCGACUUAAAGGAGCUCUCAUCCAAAGAAAAUGGCUGUUACAUAAUGCCCCCCCAGUGCCUCCGCCAUCACAGGGAACUGCGGCGUCGAGCACGCCCACCCUAACUGCCUUGGCGAGUCCCCAGCCAGCCGCCCCACGUGCUACGGCUGCGGGGAUUGCGGGUCUGGAGCAACGAGGUCUUGAAACCCGUAUGAACAAUCAACUCAUCAUUGGCAAUGCCUUUGAGGAUCUUGAAGCCCUCAUGGCCUCUGCUAAGCAGAUUGUUGCUUUGGCUGAGACUCUGGCACGCGAGUCCGGUAUGAGUGCCAAUGAAGGAAGUACAGCUGAGACCAACGCGGUGCUUUCCGAGUCCGCUACGGCCCUGGGAAUGGUAACGACCAAGGACAUGCUCAGCUCGGGAUCUGAGAAUCUUUAUCUAUCAGAGCUGUCCCGUAACCUGGCCGAGUAUUUAACAGACGAUCGGAAGGGGAUUCUACAACGCGAAGGGGGCAUCAUGAGUCUGAUUGACCUGUGGGCUAUGUUCAACCGGUCCCGAAAUGGCGUAGAGCUGGUCAGCCCGGUGGAUUUCCAACGCGCAGCCGAAUUAUGGGAGAAGCUAAAGUUACCCGUGCGUUUGCGCCGUUUCAAAAGUGGUCUGUUGGUGGUUCAGCGAUAUGACUGGAGCGACGAGAAGACCGUCCGACAACUUCAGGAUUGGAUGUCGGAGCUGCGUCAAGUCCCACCAGAUGAGCCGGUUCCGUGGGAUUGGAUGAUGUUCGGUCGGGCCGUAACAGCACAGGAAACGGCGCAGCGAUUUAAAUGGAGUGUCGGUGUGGCUGCCGAGGAGCUAGAGAUGGCCGAAGAUCGCGGGGUUCUGUGCCGGGAAGAGGGGAUUGAGGGUUUACGGUUCUGGAGCAACCACAUUGUUGUCUCAUCACCCGUAGAGGUUUAG
This is a messenger RNA of Penicillium macrosclerotiorum, 1845 nucleotides long. RefSeq names its product ESCRT-II subunit protein VPS36. Gene Ontology annotation, biological process: protein transport to vacuole involved in ubiquitin-dependent protein catabolic process via the multivesicular body sorting pathway. The transcript is spliced from 3 exons. Gene Ontology annotation, molecular function: ubiquitin binding; phosphatidylinositol-3-phosphate binding. The record is from RefSeq and is a predicted model, not a curated record. Lineage: Eukaryota; Fungi; Ascomycota; Eurotiomycetes; Eurotiales; Aspergillaceae. Gene Ontology annotation, cellular component: late endosome membrane; ESCRT II complex. The coding region runs from base 1 to 1845 and encodes 614 amino acids.